Molecule: messenger RNA, 1198 nt
Organism: Teleopsis dalmanni
Lineage: Eukaryota; Metazoa; Arthropoda; Insecta; Diptera; Diopsidae
Product: peroxiredoxin 1-like
Exons: 2
Coding region: 118-753 (211 amino acids)
Biological process (GO): cell redox homeostasis; response to oxidative stress; removal of superoxide radicals
Cellular component (GO): cytosol
Molecular function (GO): thioredoxin peroxidase activity
Source: RefSeq, a predicted model, not a curated record
GAGCAUUCGUUUUUCGACAAUCGUGUGGGACGGUUUAAUAGAAAUUUGUUGGUUUCAUCGGAAGUCAUUUUUCGCUGCUUAAUUAACAAUAAAAUUUGAAGUAAAGAACAAACUUGUAUGUUCUUUUCGCAAUUUAUAAAUAAAUUUACAGAAAAAAUACAAUUUACAAUGCCACAGCUUCAAAAGCCAGCACCAUUCUUUAAAGGAACCGCUGUUGUCAAGGGUGCCUUUAAAGAAAUUUCAUUACAUGAUUACAGAGGAAAAUAUCUAGUUCUAUUCUUUUAUCCGUUGGAUUUCACCUUUGUCUGCCCAACGGAAAUCUGUGCAUUUUCCGAUCGUGCUGUUGAAUUCCGUAACAUCGGAUGUGAUGUAAUUGCUUGCUCUACCGACAGCCAUUUUACCCAUUUGGCUUGGAGUAAUAUUGCACGUCGUCAAGGUGGUCUAGGCGAAAUGGAUAUACCAUUAUUGGCUGAUAAAUCAAUGAAAAUUGCACGUGACUAUGGUGUUCUCGAUGAAGAAACUGGUAUUCCAUUCCGUGGUCUAUUCAUUAUUGAUCGUGAACAAAAUUUACGUCAAAUAACUAUGAACGAUUUACCCGUUGGACGUAGUGUUGAUGAAACUUUACGUUUAGUGCAAGCUUUCCAAUUUACCGAUGAACAUGGUGAGGUAUGCCCAGCUAACUGGAAACCUGGUCAUAAGACUAUGGUUGCUGAUCCAGCCAAAUCUAAAGAAUAUUUUGCUUCUGCGUCCUAAAUUCAACAAAUAUAUAUUUAAAUUCAAUCGAAAUGUAUUACUUCUCAACUCCGGUAGUUGUUAUAAAGAAAUAAUAAUAUAAGUUUAAAAUAUCGAAAUACAUUAUACACAUUUACAACCACACACUUAUACAUUUACACCAAUAAACACGCAAAUUAGAACUCGCAUAUCCUGUCAAAAUGAGGCAUAAAAAUUUUUAGUAGUACCAUACACCUUAGAGUUGAGUGUUUCUCUUAUAUACUCCUAAGCAAGAAAAAAAGAGGUUAUUUUAAAUGUUAUGUAUUAGAAUUAUUUGAAGUAAUUUUCGAAUGUAAAUAACUUCGAUAGCAUAAAGCUUAAAUUGUGUUUAAAAAGCAACUAAAACAUAUAUUUAAUAUAAUCAGGCUAUGCUAAAUUUCGUUUUAUAUUAAUAUGCAUAUGUAAAAUAAAAAAUGCUCAAAUAAAA